GCGAGCCCGAGCAGGCAGACGCGCGGCCAGCGGUCUGGGGGCGCGCCGCCUCCCGGCUCCCAAAAUGUGAAGCGGGGAGGGCGGACACGCAGAGACGGCCGGGCCGGACGCCCUCGCCGCCCUCCGGCAGUCGCGCCGCUCCCCUUCCCUGCCAGCCGAGGCCGCGCCACCCCGCGGGCGGCGGCCUGAGCAGCGAGCCCCCAGCCCAGCGCUCUCCGCCCGGCUCGGACUCGGCUUCGGCCCGCAAAGGGUUCGCGGCCCGGACUCCGUGGGACCCAGGCCCAGGACGGUGCGUACGGCCGCGCCCGCGGCUGCUGGCCCAGACAAGUUUGAACAAUGAUCACAGUCAACCCGGAUGGGAAGAUAAUGGUCAGAAGAUGCCUGGUCACCCUGAGACCCUUUCGGCUUUUUGUCCUGGGAAUCGGCUUCUUCACUCUCUGCUUCCUGAUGACAUCUCUGGGAGGCCAGUUUUCUGCCCGGCGCCUCGGGGACUCACCCUUUACCAUCCGCACAGAAGUGAUGGGUGGCCCUGAGUCCCGGGGCAUCCUCCGCAAGAUGAGCGACCUGCUGGAGCUGAUGGUGAAGCGGAUGGACACGCUGGCCAGGCUGGAGAACAGCAGUGAGCUGCACCGAGCCACCGGUGACAUGCACUUUGCAGCAGACAGGCUGCCUGCUGGGGCCAGCCUCAUGGAGCGGAUCCAGGCGAUUGCACAGAAUGUUUCAGACAUCGCGGUGAAGGUGGACCAGAUCCUGCGGCACAGCCUGCUUCUGCACAGCAAGGUGUCAGAAAGCCGGCGGGACCAGUGUGAGGCACCCAGUGACCCCAAGUUCCCUGACUGCUCGGGGAAGGUGGAGUGGAUGCGUGCCCGCUGGACCUCUGACCCCUGCUACGCCUUCUUUGGGGUGGACGGCACCGAGUGCUCCUUCCUCAUCUACCUCAGCGAGGUCGAGUGGUUCUGCCCUCCGCUGCCCUGGAGGAACCGGACGGCUGCCCAGGCAGCCCCCAACCCCCUCCCCAAAGUCCAGGCAGUUUUCCGGACCAACCUGUCCCACCUUCUGGAGCUGAUGGGCAGUGGGAAGGAGUCCCUAAUCUUCAUGAAGAAGCGGACCAAGCGGCUCACAGCCCAGUGGGCGCUGGCCGCCCAGCGCCUGGCGCAGAAGCUGGGGGACACCCGGAGGGACCAGAAGCAGAUCCUGGUCCACAUCGGCUUCCUGACAGAAGAGUCUGGGGACGUGUUCAGCCCGCGGGUUCUGAAGGGCGGGCCCCUGGGGGAGAUGGUGCAGUGGGCGGACAUCCUGGCCACGCUGUACAUCCUGGGCCACGGUCUGCGGGUCACCGUCUCCCUGAAGGAGCUGCAGAGUAACUUAGGGGUGCCGCCAGGCCGGGGGAGCUGCCCGCUCACCAUGCCCCUGCCCUUCGACCUCAUCUACACCGACUACCACGGCCUGCAGCAGAUGAAGCAGCACAUGGGGCUCUCCUUCAAGAAGUACCGGUGCCGAAUCCGAGUCAUCGACACCUUUGGGACGGAACCUGCUUACAACCACGAGGAGUACGCCACGUUGCACGGCUACAGGACCAACUGGGGCUACUGGAACCUCAACCCCAAGCAGUUCAUGACCAUGUUCCCUCACACCCCGGACAACUCCUUCAUGGGCUUCGUGUCUGAGGAGCUCAACGAGACGGAGAAGCAGCUCAUCAAAGGCGGCAAGGCCAGCAACAUGGCCGUGGUGUACGGCAAGGAGGCGAGUAUCUGGAAGUGUCUGCCAUCUCUCCUACAGGUAGACCCCUACCUGCCCUACGAGUACACCUGUGAGGGGAUGCUGGAGCGAAUCCACGCCUACAUCCAGCACCAGGACUUCUGUGCAGCCCCAGGCCUCGCCCUGCCAGGCAAUAAUGUCCCAAAGAGCCCUUUCAUCCUGGCCCCCAAUGCCACCCACCUCGAGUGGGCCCAAAAUGCCAGCUUGGCCCCUGGGGCCUGGCCCCCGGCACACUCCCUGAGAGCCUGGCUGGCUGCCCCCGGGAGGGCUUGCACCGACGCCUGCCUCGACCAUGGACUCAUCUGUGAGCCGGCCUUCUUCCCCUUCCUCAAUGGCCGGGACGCCUUCCUCAAGCUGCAGGUGCCCUGCGACAGCACUGAGUCGGAGAUGAACCACCUGUACCCGGCCUUUGCCCAGCCCGGCCAGGAGUGCUACCUGCAGAAGGAGCCUCUGCUCUUCAGCUGUGCUGGCUCCAGCACCAAGUACCGUCGGCUCUGUCCCUGCCGCGACUUCCGUAAGGGCCAGGUGGCCUUGUGCCAGGGCUGUCUGUGA
Messenger RNA from Otolemur garnettii (small-eared galago), 2310 nucleotides. RefSeq names its product mannosyl (alpha-1,6-)-glycoprotein beta-1,6-N-acetyl-glucosaminyltransferase, isozyme B (gene MGAT5B). The transcript has 14 exons. Gene Ontology annotation, molecular function: alpha-1,6-mannosylglycoprotein 6-beta-N-acetylglucosaminyltransferase activity. The record is from RefSeq and is a predicted model, not a curated record. The coding region runs from base 337 to 2310 and encodes 657 amino acids. Gene Ontology annotation, cellular component: Golgi apparatus. Gene Ontology annotation, biological process: protein N-linked glycosylation. Lineage: Eukaryota; Metazoa; Chordata; Mammalia; Primates; Galagidae.